Messenger RNA from Hyla sarda, 2656 nucleotides. RefSeq names its product fatty acid hydroxylase domain containing 2 (gene FAXDC2). The coding region runs from base 138 to 1136 and encodes 332 amino acids. NCBI's taxonomy places the organism in Eukaryota, Metazoa, Chordata, Amphibia, Anura, Hylidae. The transcript is spliced from 9 exons. Gene Ontology annotation, biological process: sterol biosynthetic process. The record is from RefSeq and is a predicted model, not a curated record. Gene Ontology annotation, molecular function: iron ion binding; C-4 methylsterol oxidase activity.
ACCACACAUUACCCUACUGCUGUUGCAGAAGACCUUGAAGUGUUUGUUUCCUUUAUCAUCACCACAGAAGAGAAGAAGCAUUACAUUGUGCCUAUUAAAAUGAGUCCUCCAGAGAUAGACUAACUUACUGGCCACAGAUGGGCAAAAGUGAAACCACUGCCCUCCAAGAACGUAGAGUCCAGAAUGAUCAAGUGUGGGAUUCCGUGAAGAAAACAGCCUUUGUAAUUGGUACUGGGCUUCUUACCUUUGCUGCAUUCAGGAACACACUCACAUGGCAUCUACAAGUUUUUUGGGGUGCAUCUGGUGAUUUCUGGCAAGCCCUAUGGGGCAGGCUGCACAAGUAUUAUGGGGGCAAUGAACUGGCUUUAUACUGUCUGGGGGCCAUGACAAUUCCCAGUCUUUUCUUUUGGACGUACAAUGCAGUCCUGAUGGUGAUUGACCUGACUGGAAGACCAAACUUUAUAACACGAUAUAGAAUUCAGCAGGGAAAGAAUGAACCGGUGGACCCAGAAAAGCUCAAAAGUGCAGUCAAAGUUGUCCUCUUUAACCAGUUCUUCGUUUCCUUUCCCAUGAUUAUCCUCAUGUAUGCAUUUAUGAAAUGGCGGGGCAACCCUUGUGGUACAGAGUUGCCCACAUUUCACUGGGUUCUGCUGGAACUCUCAGUUUUUGUGCUGGUUGAAGAAAUCCUUUUCUAUUACUCACACAGAUUGUUUCAUCACCCCAGCAUUUACAAGCGUGUCCACAAACAGCACCAUGAGUGGACUGCACCUGUAGGAGUGGUGUCACUGUACGCUCAUCCACUGGAGCACAUUCUCUCCAACAUGUUACCAUCCAUGGUUGGACCAAUGCUGAUGGGAUCCCACGUGGCAACCAUCAUGCUUUGGUUCUGUCUUGCUCUGUUCACCACCAUCGUCUCACACUGCGGCUAUCAUUUGCCCUUCCUGCCUUCUCCAGAGUUCCAUGACUUUCACCAUCUCAAAUUUAACCAAUGUUACGGAGUCCUGGGGGUCUUUGACCGACUACAUGGAACAGAUCUGAUAUUCAAGCAAACCAAGGCCUACGAAAGACACAUUUUACUACUGAAUUUUACCCCUCUGAUUCAAAGCAUUCCUGACUCCCCUAAGAAAACAGAAUGAAAUUCUGGACUGUCUUUUACCAACAUUGUAUUACUGCUUUGUAGCCAAAAGUGUCCAAACAAUACCAAAGAGCUUUAAAUGAAUAGGUUUUUGGCUGGGGUCACACAUAGAGACUGGGGUGUGUAACUAAGGUUGAAUUUAUACCCUGAGCAGUGUUUCGGUUGUCCGGGCAUGCUGUGAGUUGUAGUUUUGCAGCAGCUGGAGGCACUCCGGAUGGGAAACACUGCCCCAGAAGAAUAAAAAUGCUUAUUUGGAGAGUAAGCAUCACAAUACUUAAAGCAACCUGUCUGUGACCCCGGCCUUGCAAAAUACAAUGUCCAUUCACAUAGGAAUAUGACUGAUCUUAAAGGGGAACUCCGGUGAAAACAAGUGGGAAAACAAAUGUUUUCAAAUCAACUGGUGCCAGAAAGUUAUACAGAUUUGUAAACUACAGUACUUCUAUAUCUUAAUCCUUCCAGUACUUAUCAGCUGCUGUAUACUACAGAGAAAUAUGUGAAGUUCUUUUCAGUCUGACCACAGUGCUCUCUGCUGACGACUCCGUCUAUGUCAGGAACUGUCCCGAUUAGAAGCAUAUCCUCAUAGAAAACCUCUCCUGCUCUGGACAGUUCCUGACACGGACAGAGGUGUCGGCAGAGAGCACUGUGGUCAGAGAGAAAAUAAUUCACAAAUUUAUCUGUAGUAUACAGCAGCUGAUAAGUACUGGAAGGGUUAAGAUUUUUAAAUGGAAGUAACUUACAAAUCGGUUUAACUUUCUGGCACCAGUUGAUUUGAAAACAUUUUUUUUCCACUGGAGUACCCCUUUAAGUCUCUGUAAAUCUUUGUUUAAACUAGUGGUCUAUUACCUUUAUCUAGCUCUUGCAAAACCAUGACUCCCAGCAUGCACAUAGCCAUGAGAACAUGCUGAAAGUUGUAAUUUCACAAAAGCUGAAGACCACUGCUUUAUACAAUUUAGUAUGGCCCAGGUAUCUCUGUAUAAAGCCAUGUUCACAUGAUGGAAUUUCCAUGCAAAUUCCUGCUGGAAUAUUCUACUCGGAAACUCUGCUGCAGCAGAGUGCCAUUGAUUUCAAUAGGAUUCUGCUGCACUGUGCACCUAAUGGAAUUUUUGUAGCAGAGGUUACAGUCUAUGCAUUACAGUCUAUGGAGACAGCGCAUUUCUGAGAAGUCCUAGUACCGCUGAAUUGUAUUUUCCGGCAGACAUUCUGCAAAUUUUCGCCCGUGUGAACAUGUCAUUAAAGGGGUACUCCACUGGAAAAAAAAAAUUAAAACAACUGGUGCCAGAAAGUUAAACAGAUUUGUAAAUUACUAUUAAAAAAUCUUAAUCCUUCCAGUACUUAGCUGCUGUAUACUACAGAGGAAGUUCUUUUCUUUUUUAAUUUCCUUUCUGUCUGACACAGUGCUCUCUGCUGACACCACUGUCCAUGUCAGGAACUGUCCAGAGCAAAAGAGGUUUGCUAUGGGGAUGUGGUCAGUUCCUAAAAUGGACAGAGGUGUCAGCAGAGAGCACUGUGGCCAGGCAGAAA